CGCCACAAUUGCAAUUUACGGAUACACGAUGUCGGACGCACUGGAGGAGCCACCAUUGUACCUUACGCCGCAGUUCUUCAGGCGCACCCUGGAGCACGGAUUGCAGCAGCUGGACCUGCAGGUCAUCGGUGUCCAGCUGACCAAUCUGACGCGUGGCGGGGAAAACUACUGCAGCAACAUUUACCGAGCUCAGAUUAAGUAUCGCAAUGCCGAGAGCUGCGCAAUGGAGACAUCCCUGAUCGUCAAGUCCAUGCCGGACGAGAAGCAGGCCAUUCUGGCCCGCCUGCACAUUUAUAACAAGGAGACGCUUUUCUACAUGCACAUCAAGCCCAAGCUGGAGGCACUCAUGUGGAGGGCGGUGGAUAGUUUCAGCGCUUGGACUUUGGCUCCCAAGCACUACUAUUCCACGACCCAGCCGGAGCAGACGAUCAUCCUGGAGGACCUUUGCGCCGCAGGCUAUCAGUUGAAGUGCCGCCAGCUGGGUCUGGACUUUGACCACGCCGCUCUGGUGAUGGCCAAACUGGCCGAAUACCAUGCCCUCACCAUGGUCAUGGCCGAACGGGAGCCAGAAACCAUUGUGGACCGCUAUCCCUUCGGUCUGCUCCACAUGGAUGCCAUCAAUUCGGAGCCCUUCAAGCUGCUCUUCGGCACUCAGCUCCUAAAGCUGGCCGCUCUGGUCGGUGACUGUGAGGGAUUCGGUGGGAUCACCACAAAGCUCUACCGCUACCACGAGCACUUCACCGAACGAGUCCUGAAGGCGGUGUACCCACUGCGCGGCAACCAUAACGUGCUCAAUCACGGCGAUCUUUGGGUGAACAACAUAUUCUUCAAGUACGAUGCGGAGUACACGGUGCAGCAGGUGAAGAUUAUUGACUUCCAGCUGUGCUUCUACGGCAGCCUGGGCUUCGACAUCAACUACUUCCUGAACACCAGCUUGGAACUGGAGGUGCUACGUGACCGGCGGCAGGAGCUUGUCGACAUCUACUACAGGUCCCUGGUGGACUGCCUGAAGCAUCUGCCCUGGUCCAAGGAGCUGCCCAGCUAUGAGGAUAUCAUGGAUGAAAUCAGAAAGCGCGAAGCCUACGGUUUCUUUGUGGCUUUCGGAUUCUUCCCGCUGAUGAGCAUGAUCGGUGUGGACUCCGAGGACAACUCACUGAAGAACUUUCACGACGAGACAUUCGCCAGGCAGAAGGUGCAGCUCAUGUUCGAAGGAAACACUCGCACGCUGGAGAGCCUCAAGUGCACCUUGAAACGUCUGGACGAGUUGAAACUGUUCGACUAGGCGGUAUAUACAUAGUUCGUAAACACAUUUUUUUUUUGUCUAUUUUCAAAUAAAUUAUAAAGGCCUUGUUGAAUUUGUACAUGUUGCAAAGCAUGUUCCAAUCAAACCAAAACCCAUUCUAUUAUAAACAAAAAAGCACGAUGUAGAUUAGUGUCGUGACUAUCAGAUACCCCUUAAAAAUGCACGAUAAUACCAUUACAAUACAAUAUGCAAUAAACUUUUUGGCAUACAUUUUC
Drosophila melanogaster (fruit fly) is the source of this 1518-nucleotide messenger RNA. RefSeq lists its product as uncharacterized. The record is from RefSeq and is marked reviewed. NCBI's taxonomy places the organism in Eukaryota, Metazoa, Arthropoda, Insecta, Diptera, Drosophilidae. The coding region runs from base 29 to 1282 and encodes 417 amino acids. The transcript is spliced from 3 exons.